AUGCGUGACGAUAAUACACUCUGCUUGAAAACGACAGGUUUCCCAGAAGAUAGCAACCGGUCGUGUGACACUGAUCCGGAUGUUGAUACACUCUGGAUGGAAACGACCGGUCUCCCAGAUGAGCGCGACCGGUCGCCUAGGUCAACUGAUGCUAUUCCGUGUGAUUCUUGCGAAGACGAGUUUGAUACAAUACUUCCAUAUGCCUUGUCAUUGCCCCAGUCCAAUUGUGAUACUAAGUCAUGUGAGUUAAUUUCUAAUGAUCUUUCUGUGUCUACAUAUCAAUUACCCCUACGAACUACUCGUGGAAAACCCAAAGAUGCUUUAUCUAACCCCAGAUGGACGAAUGCCAUAAAUGUGGAAAUGGAUGCCUUAAACAAGAAUAAGACAUGGGUGUUUACUUUAAAGUAUAAGGCUGAUGGUUCCAUUGAUCGUUACAAGGCUAGAUUGGAAGCCAAGGGGUAUACUCAAACAUAUGAAGUGGAUUAUCUGGAGACAUUUGCUCCAGUGACAAAACUCAAUACUGUGCGUGUGCUUUUAUCUCUUGCUGCUAACCACGAUUGGCCUUUAUUACAGUUUGAUGUCAAAAAUGCAUUUCUACAUGGCGACCUCCAGGAAGAGAUUUACAUGGAUCUUCCUCCUGGUAUUCCUGUGACCUCUAAGAAGGGUGUUCGUCAUAAAGGUCAAUUGACGGCUUUAAUUAUUUAUGUUGAUGAUAUGAUUGUGACUGGAGAUGAUCAGGAAGAAAUACAAAGUCCUCAGAAGUAUCUAGCUUCCGAGUUUGAGAUGAAAUCAUUAGAAACUGAGAUGUUAGAUUGUAAACCAAUUGAUACCCCAAGUGAGCAGAAUCACAAGUUGAUGUUAUAUCCUGAUCAAGUUCCUACUAAUAAAGAGCGCUAUCAACGGCUUGUGAGGAAAUUAAUUUAUUUGGCUCAUACACAUCCUGACAUUGCCUAUGCAGUGAGUGUAGUGAGUUUAGCUACUAAUAGGCGUUCUACGUCUGGGUAUUUUACAUUUGUUGGUGGUAAUCUUGUUAUUUGGAGAAGUAAGAAGCAAAAGGUGGUGUCUCGAUCUAGUGCUGAGGCUAAGUAUCGUGGGAUGGAUCACGGCGAAUGUGAGUUACUAUAUAGUUAA
Molecule: messenger RNA, 1131 nt
Organism: Prunus armeniaca (apricot)
Lineage: Eukaryota; Viridiplantae; Streptophyta; Magnoliopsida; Rosales; Rosaceae
Source: the annotation of a GenBank genome assembly